GAAGGACAACAAACAGCAACGACAAUGAGCGAGGCGGAAAAGCAGGCGGUGUCCUUCGCCUGUCAGCGAUGCCUGCAGCCCAUCGUCCUGGACGAGCAGCUGGAGAAGAUUAGCGUGCACGCAAUGGCGGAGUUAUCAUUGCCCAUCUACGGAGACAGUGGUAAUACAUUGGACCCGCAGGACGCCAGCAGCUUCGAUCACUUUGUACCGCCCUACAGGCUUACGGACUCCAUAAAUGGCACUGGAUUCAUGCUGGUUUCUGAUGGCAGGGACAACAAGAAAAUGAGUGCUGCUUUUAAGCUGAAAGCGGAGCUGUUUGACUGCCUCUCCUCCAACUCUGAGAUUGACCAUCCGCUGUGCGAAGAGUGUGCCGACUCCAUGCUGGAGAUCAUGGACAGGGAACUCCGCAUCGCUGAGGACGAGUGGGAUGUGUACAAGGCUUAUUUGGACGAACUGGAGCAACAGCGUGUAGCACCCAACGUUGAGGCCCUGGACAAGGAGCUUGACGAACUAAAGCGCAGCGAGCAACAGCUUCUGUCGGAGCUAAAAGAGCUCAAAAAGGAGGAACAAUCGCUAAAUGAUGCCAUUGCCGAGGAGGAACAGGAGCGAGAGGAGCUGCACGAGCAGGAGGAAAGCUACUGGCGCGAAUACACCAAGCACAGGCGUGAGCUAAUGCUCACCGAGGAUGACAAACGAAGUCUGGAGAGUCAAAUUGCCUACUCGAAACAGCAGCUGGACAAACUGCGCGACACCAACAUAUUCAACAUCACCUUUCACAUCUGGCAUGCCGGGCAUUUCGGUACCAUUAACAACUUUAGGCUGGGUCGAUUGCCCUCUGUAUCCGUGGACUGGUCAGAGAUCAACGCCGCUUGGGGCCAGACGGUGCUUCUGCUCUCUGCACUUGCUCGUAAGAUAGGGCUCACCUUCGAGCGGUAUCGCGUGGUACCCUUUGGAAAUCAUUCGUAUGUUGAGGUGCUCGGCGAGAACCGAGAGCUCCCACUUUAUGGCAGCGGCGGAUUUAAGUUUUUCUGGGACACCAAGUUUGAUGCUGCCAUGGUAGCUUUUCUCGACUGCCUCACCCAGUUCCAGAAGGAGGUCGAGAAGCGCGACACCGAGUUCCUGCUGCCCUACAAGAUGGAGAAGGGCAAGAUCAUCGAUCCCUCCACGGGAAAUUCCUAUUCUAUUAAAAUCCAGUUUAACUCGGAGGAGCAGUGGACCAAGGCACUGAAGUUCAUGCUGACCAACCUGAAAUGGGGAUUGGCCUGGGUUUCUUCACAGUUUGUGUCACCGUGAUUUUUCUUUCUCUUUAGUCUUUAAAAUGUAUAUUUAUAAAUUUCUUAAUUAUCCCCAUAGUAUUAAAUCUAAAUCUUUCAAAUUUUAAA
Drosophila simulans is the source of this 1382-nucleotide messenger RNA. It is a transcript of the gene Atg6, whose product is annotated as beclin-1-like protein. Gene Ontology annotation, biological process: late endosome to vacuole transport; autophagosome assembly; cellular response to nitrogen starvation. Gene Ontology annotation, cellular component: phosphatidylinositol 3-kinase complex, class III, type II; phagophore assembly site; phosphatidylinositol 3-kinase complex, class III, type I. The coding region runs from base 25 to 1293 and encodes 422 amino acids. Lineage: Eukaryota; Metazoa; Arthropoda; Insecta; Diptera; Drosophilidae. The record is from RefSeq and is a predicted model, not a curated record. The transcript is spliced from 3 exons.